This is a messenger RNA of Solea senegalensis (Senegalese sole), 2562 nucleotides long. RefSeq names its product potassium voltage-gated channel, subfamily G, member 1 (gene kcng1). The record is from RefSeq and is a predicted model, not a curated record. Gene Ontology annotation, biological process: regulation of delayed rectifier potassium channel activity; potassium ion transmembrane transport; protein homooligomerization. Lineage: Eukaryota; Metazoa; Chordata; Actinopteri; Pleuronectiformes; Soleidae. Gene Ontology annotation, molecular function: delayed rectifier potassium channel activity. The transcript has 3 exons. The coding region runs from base 139 to 1701 and encodes 520 amino acids. Gene Ontology annotation, cellular component: membrane; voltage-gated potassium channel complex.
UUUUUGUGUUUUUUUUCUUCCUGCUGGUGCUUCUCAGCACCUCCAGCAAAGUAACAGCUGCCAAGGAGGAGAUUCAGGAGCACAGUCCGGUUGUGCAGGUGCUGGAUUGAGCAGAGGGAUGUGAGCGGACCAGUAAAGAUGACCCUGUUGGCGGGUGAUGGCUCUGACUAUGACUACAGUGCCCUGAGCUGUGCCUCUGAUUCUUCCCUCAACCCACCUCCUCUCCAAGAGGAAGCAGCCCAAAAGGGGGCUUUCUACAAAAGGGCUCAGCGUGCUCCUGAGCUCAACACCAUCCAUGAUGACACCCCGCUGUCCGCCAGCCGCAAACUCUUCGCCAUCAUCAAUGUUGGUGGUCUGCGUUACCAGCUGCCUUGGACCACCUUAGAGGACUUCCCCCUGUCUCGUCUGGGCCAGCUGCACCUCUGCAGCACCUUUGAUGAGAUCAUGGGCAUCUGCGAUGACUAUGACGUUACGCACAACGAGUUCUUCUUCGACCGCAGCCCCUGUGCCUUUCGGACCAUCCUGACAUUCCUGCGAGCAGGUAAGCUGCGCUCCCUCAGGGAGAUGUGCGCCCUCUCCUUCAGGGAGGAGCUGCUCUACUGGGGAGUCCCCGAGGAGAACCUAGAGUGGUGCUGCCGCCGGCGUCUGCUGCACUGUGUGGAGGAGUUUGAAGCGAUGGAAAGAGCGGAGGAGGAGGACCUCCUGGAGGAUCUGUUGGAUUCAGACAGUGACCACAGGGAGCAGGCAGCUGAGUCCAGAGUCGGUCGGUGUAUGGGCAAGCUGAGGGACAUGGUGGAGAGGCCUCACUCGGGCCUCCCAGGGAAGAUCUUCGCUUGUCUGUCAGUGUUGUUUGUCACCAUCACUGCCGUCAACCUAUGCAUCAGCACCAUGCCUGCCAUGAGGGAGGAGGAAGAGGCGGGUACAUGCUCCCAGAUGUGCUACAACAUCUUCAUCGUGGAGACGGUGUGCGUGGCCUGGUUCUCUCUGGAGUUCAGCCUGCGAUUCAUUCAAGAUCGCAGCAAGCUGACUUUCCUCAGGCAGCCCCUGAACCUGAUAGACGUGGUGGCCAUCCUGCCUUACUACAUCACCCUGAUGGUAGACAGCACCUCCAAGGGGGAGAAGCGGCUGGGCUCUGGCAGCAGCUACCUGGACAAAGUGGGCUUAGUGCUGCGUGUCCUCCGAGCCUUGCGCAUCCUCUACGUGAUGCGCCUCGCCCGGCAUUCCCUGGGCCUGCGGACUCUGGGCCUGACAGCACGCCGCUGCACACGGGAGUUCGGACUGCUCCUCCUCUUCCUGUGUGUGGCCAUCGCACUGUACUCCCCCUUGUUGUACUUGAUUGAGAAUGAAAUGGCCACCACCACACAGGAGUUCACCAGCAUCCCUGCCACCUACUGGUGGGCUGUCAUCACCAUGACAACGGUGGGCUAUGGGGACAUGGUUCCAAGGAGCAUCCCGGGGCAGGUGGUGGCACUGAGCAGCAUCCUGAGUGGGAUCCUUCUCAUGGCCUUCCCCGUCACCUCCAUCUUCCACACCUUCUCGCGGUCGUAUGUGGAGCUGAAGCAAGAGCAGCAGAGGCUGCUGCACAGGAGGACACAUUUUCUGCUGCGGAGCCGCAUGGCCGGCCUGGGCAGCAACCUGUCUUUGGAGAGCGACAUGCUCUUCCCCAUAGGGUCGUCCGACACCAGAGACAUGGAUGACUGAGAGUGUUGGACAGGCAGGAUCAGGCAAAGAGAGGUGACAAGAGCGAGGUAAUAGAGUCUGAAGGUGUGAAGAGGAGAGAACGCUUCUGACAAAUACAGGGUGAAAAGAAAAUGUAGGGUUCAAAGAGAAGUGUCUGUAAACAACAACAAGUAUUUUCCUUCCCAGAGAUGCAGCCUUGCUGUGUAGCACUGAACCUUUGAUUCAACAUCAAGAAUCAACAGGGGACGAGAAGAGGCUGAAAAAUAAGUCCAUCAUAAAAUGUAUUAUCUCUCCAUUAUCCCAUGGUCACAGAACAAUAAUAAUAAUAACAUCAUGUAUCAGAUUGACAAAAUAUACACAUUGUGAAAACUAGAACAAAGUCAUAAUGGCCAUAUAUUGAAAUGCACUGUAAUUCAGCUGGGAAUUUCUACGAGGAGCACAUUUCAUGGCAGUGGCGUCAUCUCGCUCCAACAACACUGUGCCAUGUUUCACCUCUGAAUAAACGUUGUAAUGGAUUUUGUUGGUGUUGUGUGCUACUGGGAGUUCCACAGUGUCACUUAAUGGAAGACGCUCUCUGCUUUUGUCAAGUCCCAAAGGUUAAAUGGAGUUUCUAUCUAAGAUGAAAAUGUGACCCCUUCAGUCCACGGAUUAUUUAGUGAACGACAGAGAAUUGUCGUGGGUUCCCUAAUACCUUCCUUCCUGGCUCUGCCAGCGUCCACACAUUAAUUAUGACGUGUUAAUUGUCCUUCUCCUACUCCUUAUAUGCAGUUUUUGAACACUUCUGGACAUUUUGAAAAUGUCAUUUCUUGUGCUUGUAAUUACUGCGGUCGCUGUGCAUAGCUGUUUAUAUAUUUUUCGCUCUCUCCGUAAAGUGAAUUCAAA